CCUACCAAAAGCUGACCAACAAAUUUUGUUGGUUCUAGGCAAUUCUGUCGUGGGCAAAACAUUUUUCUGAUCUUGAUUUCGUACGUUUAACCGAAUACUCAUCGCUAAUUACUUUGUCAUAUGUUAUCUCAUCAUUUUAUUUUAUCGUUCAAAAAUUUUUGAUACCACAACAUCUUUUGAGCUCUGCCGUGGGAGUGCAACUAACUCAUUCACCUUCAUUACACAUCAAAAAAACAAUGCACCAUGAAAUAUUACAAAGAUGAGCGCUGAUACAUCACGCUUCAUCAUUCGUUGAUCAAAUUGAAAACGACCACGUAUUUUUAAAAUAAACAAUCCCUUAAGAUUAACGAAAUGACCAAAACCGCCGAAAAAUCAAUGGAACAGGAAAAAAAUACGACAGAGAAUACGCUUAAGAAACAAGAAGAAUCCGAUGAAGGGAGUCAUGUGGCUCACAGAAGCGAUUCGGAUGAUGGGAAUACCAUAGUUUUAACUAGUCGGCCGAUAAAUAUGACGCGAAGGACUAUGUUGUCUAUUGGACCGGGUGGUAUUCCCAUAAUAAGAGACAUUAUCAUCAUUGAGACAGAGGCCUCGCUCUCCCGCUUACUCUAUGUUCUAGGGCUACUAUUCGUAUAUUGUGUGAUAUUACAGGGCAUUUUGCUCCUUUGGGAGCGUUACUAUCCGAAGAGCUGCAAGUUAACGGUUGGCCUCGUUCUAUGGUUCUUUCCGUUUUUUUACGCUAUAUUCAAAAAAAAGUUCGUUUUUGUGGCAUUAUGGAUUGUUUACAAUCUGUGUCUUUUCGUCCUUUUUAGAAAAGUGUUUUUCAGGCCUAUUGAUCGCAAUGCGCCCAGGAGAAUUUACUCGUUUUUCAAUCGUUUCUUUCAAAUAUGUCACUUCACUGUGAUUAUGUGUAUUGUGGGCAUGGCCGCCUCGAUUAUUGUGAGGCGAUCGUGGUUGCUUAAUAUUUUUUUGCUGAUUUUUAUUUAUAUCCUGUACUAUGCAGUGCUCUCACAAGAAAUAAUUAUGUUCAAUUCUGAAUUGAUGGCCCUAAACGUGGGUUACUACUCCAAAGAUGCCGUUCCCGCCAAAAUACUCACGGACCAUACAUGCUGUGCACUGUGUGAUCAGAAGAUAGAUUCACAGUCUGUUACACUCAAUUGCACGCAUAAGUACCAUUCAACAUGUAUCAAAGGAUGGUUUCUCAUAUCAAAGAAGGAGUUCUGUCCGCUUUGCAAAGAGAAGAUGGGUGUUGAGAAGCUCAUGGACGGAUUCGUGAAAGGUGAAAUGUAUUUCACGGUGUUUAUGGACAUUUUGAGACGCGGAAUAAUUUUCUGUCUGAUGUUUGUGCUAGUGGUGUUGUAUGGUAGACUAUGAUUAGGGAUUAAAACGUUGCUAGUUGAUACCUGUGAAUUUUCAUUAAAUAUUUCUAAUCACGCAAA
Vavraia culicis subsp. floridensis is the source of this 1436-nucleotide messenger RNA. RefSeq lists its product as uncharacterized. The transcript has a single exon. The record is from RefSeq and is a predicted model, not a curated record. Gene Ontology annotation, molecular function: ubiquitin protein ligase activity; metal ion binding. The coding region runs from base 352 to 1371 and encodes 339 amino acids. Gene Ontology annotation, cellular component: endoplasmic reticulum membrane; Golgi membrane. Lineage: Eukaryota; Fungi; Microsporidia; Pleistophoridae.